Gaeumannomyces tritici R3-111a-1 is the source of this 8042-nucleotide messenger RNA. RefSeq lists its product as hypothetical. Gene Ontology annotation, biological process: secondary metabolite biosynthetic process; fatty acid biosynthetic process. Bases 163 to 7908 code for a protein of 2581 amino acids. Gene Ontology annotation, molecular function: phosphopantetheine binding; fatty acid synthase activity; oxidoreductase activity. The record is from RefSeq and is a predicted model, not a curated record. The transcript is spliced from 6 exons. NCBI's taxonomy places the organism in Eukaryota, Fungi, Ascomycota, Sordariomycetes, Magnaporthales, Magnaporthaceae.
AAACCCCUUUGUGACAAACGGCGAUGUUAUAAAAGUCUUGUCGGUGCCCUGCGGCUGUCAGUAGGAAUACCAUUGAUCAAACGAGCAUCAUACGACGACGCGUCACAAGAAAACGCAAAGAUCAAAACCCAGAGGCUAGCAGGCUUCCUCAAGUGUCUCAGAAUGGCACCCAGCAUCAUCCACGUAAACAAUGGGGACCGGUUUGACGAAGGCCUGCCCGCUUCCGUCGAUCACUCGGUGUUACACGGCAGCAAAGCCACGCGUCUAAACGGCAGCCGCCAAGAUGCCACGUCCAACGGACACAACGGCUACCUGCACAGCCUCAACGGGCACGUCAACGGCAACGGCACGGGCCCACCACCCCUGCCCGCACCCACCCCGGACGCCCCAAUAGCCAUCUGCGGCAUGGCCUGCCGCCUCCCCGGCGGGCUGCACACCCCGCAGCAGCUGUGGGAGUUUCUGCUCGCCAAGGGCGACGCCAAGUCGACGGUGCCAGAGUCCCGGUACAACGUCGAGGCCUUCUACGACCCCUCGGGCCGGCCGGGCACCGUCAACACCCGGCACGGCUACUUCCUCGACGUCGACCUGACAAAGGUCGACGGCGCCUUUUCGAGCUUCGUGCGCGGCUCGCUCGAGCGCAUGGACCCCCACCACAUCCAGAUGAUGGAGGUCGCGCGCGAGUGCCUCGAGGACGCCGGCGUGACGGGCUGGCGCGGCGGCCUCAUCGGCUGCUACGUCGGCAGCUUCGGCGAGGACUGGGUCGAGAUGAACGCCAAGGAGAACCAGCCCUACAGCGUCUACCGCACCACCGGCUCCGGCGACUUUAUGCUGUCCAACCACGUGUCGUACGAGCUGGACCUCAAGGGACCCAGCAUGACAGUCCGCACCGCCUGCUCGGCGGCGAUGGUUGCCCUCCACGAGGCCUGCCGAGCCAUUCAGCGUGGCGACUGCUCUUCCGCCAUCGUCGGUGGCGCCAAUCUGAUCCUGGCACCGGGCAUGACGCAAGCCAUGAGUGAACAGGGCGUCCUUUCGCCCGAAGGCUCCUGCAAGACCUUCUCGGCCGAUGCCGACGGCUACGGCCGCGGCGAGGCCGUCUCGGCCCUGUACAUCAAGCCACUCGACGCCGCGCUCAGGGACGGGAACCCGGUGCGCGCCAUCAUCAAGCAGACGGCGACGAACGCCGACGGCAAAACCCAAGGUGUGUCCAUGCCCAGCACCGAAAGCCACGAAGCCUUGAUCCGCAAGGCCUACGAGCUCGCGGGCAUCGACGACUUCUCCAAGACCACCUUCGUCGAGUGCCACGGCACCGGCACGCCCACCGGCGACCCCAUCGAGACGAGCGCCGUGGCGCGCGUCUUCGGCAGCAAGGAGCGCGAGCUGUACAUCGGCUCCGUCAAGCCGAACCUCGGCCACUCCGAGGGCGCGUCGGGCCUGACCUCCAUCAUCAAGGUCGUCAUGGCCCUCGAGAACCGCGUGAUCCCUCCCAACAUCAAGUUCUCAAAGCCCAACCCCAACAUCCCCUUCGAGGAGAGUAGGCUCGUCGUGCCCGUCGACCCCACGCCGUGGCCCGCGGGCCGCUGCGAGCGCGCGAGCAUCAACAGCUUCGGCAUCGGCGGCACCAACGCCCACGCGAUUCUCGAGUCCGCCAGCUCCUACGGUGUUGGUGCUGGGGCCCUGCCUUUGACCCCGUCCUCUUCCUCCAUCUCCUCCUCCUCUGACGAGGCACGUGUGCCCGCGGAAGAGCCGCAGCUUCUCCUCUACUCGGCCAACUCGUCGAGCUCCCUCAAGAACACGGUCGACAACUUCCAGUCCUUCGUCGAGAGCAACCCGGACAAGCUCGCCCGGCUGGCGUACACGCUGGCCAACGGUAGAGAGCACCUCGCCCACCGCGCCUUCGCCGUCGCGACCAGGGGCGGCAGCUCCGUCGUGUCCCCCUUCGUCCGCGCGCCGCAGCAGCCCCCCGGCGUCGUCAUGGUCUUCACCGGCCAGGGCGCGCAGUGGCCGGCGAUGGGCGCCGAGCUUCUCAUGCAGGGGAGCCCCGUGUUCCGGUCGACAAUCCGGUCCCUCGACGCCGCGCUCGCCGAGACGCUGCUCGUCAAGCCCGAGUGGAGCCUCGAGCGGGAGCUGCUCAAGGCCGGCAAGCAGAGCCGCGUGGACCAGGCCGAGGUGUCGCAGCCGCUCUGCACCGCCGUCCAGGUCGCCCUCGUCGACUCCUUCGCCGCCGUGGGCAUCCGGCCGGCCGCCGUCGUCGGCCACUCGAGCGGCGAGAUCGCCGCCGCCUACGCCGCGGGCGCCCUCACGGCCCGCGAGGCCAUCGUCGUGGCCUGGCUCCGCGGAGUGGCGGCCAAGAUGCAGCAGAGGAAGGGGAGCAUGGCCGCCGUCGGACUCGGCUGGGACGAGGUAAAGCCGUACCUGGCCGGCACCACGGCCGCCGUCGCCUGCGAGAACUCGCCGCACAGCGUCACAAUCUCGGGAGACACGCCCGCCGUUGAGGCCGUCCUGGCCAAGAUCAAGCAGUCCCGUCCCGGCGGCAGGGACGUCCUGGCCAGGCUCCUCAAGAUCGACAAGGCCUACCACUCAUACCACAUGGCCGAGGUGGGCGGGUGGUACCGCAACGCCCUCGAGCACCACGACGUCGUCGCCGGCGGGGCCCGCAGUUGCCUCUUCUACAGCAGCGUCACCGGCAAGCUGCUCCGGCCGGGCGACUCGCUGGGCCCCGAGUACUGGACGAGCAACCUCGUGAGCCCCGUCCUCUUCUCGACCGCCGUCUCCGAGAUGCUCCGGAACCCAGACGUGGCGGGGCAGCCGAACCGCUCCGUCACGCUCGAAGUCGGCCCACACUCGGCCAUGGCCGCGCCCCUGCGGCAGAUCAUGGCCGACGCCACGCCCCCGGCGACGCUGCCCUACGUGGCAGCCAUGAUCCGCAGCAGGAACUGCGUGGAGAGCUACCUCACGGCCAUCGGCAAGCUGCAUCAGCUCAACGUGGCGAUCGACCUGCGCUCCCUGCUGCCCGGGGGUCCCGGCGCGAGCCCCUUCCUCCCCGACCUCCCCCGGUACGCCUGGGACCACGAGGAGACGGCGUGGUGGGAGUCGAGGACGUCCAAGGAGUGGCGGCUGCGCAAGCACCCUUACCACGAGCUGCUUGGUAUCCGCACGACCGAGAGCACCGAUCUAGAGCCGACGUGGCGCAACGUCUUCCACGUCGAGCAUUCCCCCUGGGUCCGCGACCACGUGAUAGCCGACAACGUCGUAUUCCCCUUCGCCGGCUACAUGGCCAUGGCGGCCGAGGCGGCCAGGCAGGUUACGGGCCUGGAGGACGGCUACGCCCUCCGCCACGUCAUCGUCAGCACGGCGCUCGUCGUUGCCGAGGGGAAGCCGCUCGAGCUCCUCAGCACGCUGCGCCCCGUCCGCCUGACCGACUCGCUCGACAGCCAGUGGUGGGAGUUCAGCAUCGCGUCCCACAACGGCGUCAUGUGGACCAAGCAUUGCACCGGGCAGGUCCGGUCCCUUAGCCGCGCCGCUGACGGCGCCGGCAUCCUCGCCGCCCCCGGCGACGACGCCCGCCACAGCAUGACGCGCACGCUUGGGUCGCGCAAGGCGUACAAGAUCAUGCAGGAGGUCGGCCUCCGGUACGGGCCCUUAUUCCAGCCGCUGCGCAACAUCCGGACGGGCACGCUCGACCGGUCCGCGGCGGCCGAGGUGGCGGCCCCGAGGCUCGAGGGGAGCGCGGCCCUGCAGCCGUACCACCUGCACCCCAUCGUCCUCGACGCCUGCCUGCAGAUACUGAGCGUGGCGGCGACCAAGGGCUACACCCAGAAGCUCAGCAUGGCCAUCCCCACUCUCGUCGAGGAGCUCGAGGUCUACCGCAGCGAGUCCGGCGUCGAGAUCUCGUCCGAGGCCGAGAUCAGCAGCCUCGGCGCCAUCACCGGGUCCUGCCGGUGCUUCGCGGCCGACGGCGGCGGCGCCGUGCUGUCCAUGUCGGGGGCCCGCCUCGCACCGAUGCCGGGCGGGGGACCCGAGGGGCCCGUCAAGGGCGCGCACUCGACCGCCCGCUACUGCUGGGAGCCCCAUGUCGACUUCCUCGACGAGCGGUCGCUCGUCGACACGCCCGCCGCCGAGGACCGCAGCCUCUACCUGCCCGUGCUCGACGAGAUGACGCAGCUCUGCCUCGUCUACGCGCAGCGGCGCCUCGCCAGCCUCCGGACCGAGCUCCCGUUCAUGGCGCGGUACGGCGCCUGGAUCAGCGAGCAGGCGUCGAGGGCCGACGCGGCCACGGUCGCCAUGGCGGACUGGGCCCUCUUUGAGGCCGUCGAGUCCCGGCUGCUCGCGCUCCGCGGCACGGCCGCGGCCGGCACGGCCCUGGCCGUCUUCAACGUGCUCUCAAGCAUCACCGGCAUCUUCCAGGGCCGCAUCGGCGCGUCCAACGUGCUGCUAGCCGACGACAGCCUCGCCAAGAUCAAGGCCCUGCGCGACGCCGCCUUCGACACGUCCCGCCUCCUGCGCCAGCUCGCGCGCUCGCGGCCGGAUAUGCGCGUCCUCGAGCUCGAGGCCGGCAACGGCGAGCGCACGGUCGAGGCCCUCCGCAGCCUCGUCCACGAGCAGCAGCCCGGCGGGCCCGUCCUGUACUCGACCUACACCUUCACCGACCCGUCCUCGGGCGUCGUGACGGCGGCCAAGGAGCGCUUUAGGGCCGCCGCCAACAUGCAGUACCGGGCCCUCGACAUCUCCCAGCCGCUCGAGGAGCAGGGCUUCGCGGGCGACAGCGAGGAAGGCUACGACGUCAUCAUCGCCACCAACGUGAUCCACGCCGCCCCGAGGCUCUCGGAAGGGCUGACCAACCUGCGCCGGCUUCUCCGCCCCGGCGGCCGCGUGCUCCUGCAGGAGUUCUCGCCCGGCCCGUCGUCCAGGUGGCUCAACUUCGUCAUGGGAGGCAUGCCCCGCUGGUGGAGCGGCGUCGCCGACGGCAGGGCCGAGGAGCCCUACAUCGACCUCGCCGCCUGGGGCCGGGCCCUCGCCGACGCCGGCCUAGCCGUCUCGGCCUCGGUGCCGGACUCGCCGCGCGAGGACCUGCGGCAGAACAACCUGAUGAUCGUCCGGCACGCCGGCACCGUGGCCAGGUCCCCGUCCGGCCGCGAGGUCACCCUGCUCUGCCGCCCCGGCGAGGACCUCCCCGUCCUCGACGAGCUGAAGAGGGAGCUGGGGGUGCUCGGGUUCGUCGCGAACCAGAGGGGGCUGGGCGACGAGGUUCCCCCGGGCGAGGACGUCAUCGCGCUGCUCGACCACGGGCCCGAAGCCUUCUUCGACGGCAUCGACGAGGAGCGGUACGGGGCUUUCAGGGGCCUCGUCGGCGCAGCCGCGGCCGGCGGUGCCGCCAUCCUCUGGCUCACGCGGCUCUGCCAGGUGGCACCCGUCGAGAGUCCCGCGCACGCGCAGGUUAUCGGGGUCGCGCGCGCGCUCCGGUCCGAGGUCGGCGCCGCCCUGGCCACGUGCGAGGUCGACGACCCGCGCGCCUCGGCCGGGAGCGUCGCCGCCGUCUUUGCGCACUUUGCUGCGGCGCGCGAGGAGGCGGCCGGGUCGGACGGCGACCCCGCGGCGCUGGACCCGGACUACGAGUACGCCGUCGUCGGCGGCGUCGUGCACACGGGGCGCUUCUACCCCUUCUCGCUCGCCGACGAGCUGCGGUGCGCCGACGCGGGCGACCGGGUCGUGCUCCGCACCGAGAAGCCCGGCCUGCUCGCGGCCCUGACCUGGAGCCGUCAGGCCCCCACACCGCUCGAGGGGAACCUCGUCGACGUCAAGGUCUCGGCCGCCGGGCUGAACUUUAGGGAUGUUCUGAGCGCCAACGGCAUCGUCGACAUACCCGAGGAGGGAUUCGGCCUCGAGGCCUCGGGCGUCGUUUCCGCAGUCGGCCCAGACGUCAGGCACCUCCGCCCCGGUGACCGCGUCUUCCUGCUGAACCGAGGCUCCUUCUCGACCUCUAUCACCAUUCCCGAAGAGCUUUGUGAGAAGAUACCCGACGGCCUGUCGCUAGAGGACGCCGCGACCAUGCCUUGCGUCUACGCAACGGCGAUUUACUCGCUUUUCAACAUUGGCCGUCUGCAGCGAGGACAGUCCGUCCUAAUCCACAGUGCCUGCGGCGGCGUCGGUAUCGCCGCCAUCCAGCUCGCCCGCAUGGCCGGUGCCGUCAUUUACACGACGGUAGGCAGCGAAGAGAAGGUCAAGUAUCUCAUGGACACAUUCGACAUCCCCCGACACCACAUCUUCAACUCGAGAGACACGUCCUUCGUCGAGGGGAUCAAGUCCGUGACCAAGGGCAACGGCGUCGAUCUCGCUCUCAACUCUCUUUCCGGGGAGCUGCUGCAUGCCACGUGGAAAUGUGUCGCCGAAUUCGGCAUCAUGGUUGAGAUUGGCAAGCGAGAUCUGCUCGGCUCUGGUAGGCUGGAGAUGGACGUCUUCCUGGCCAAUCGGUCUUACUGCUGCGUCGACCUGGACCAGCUUUGCUUCAAGAGGCGGGCUAUUUGCAAGGAGCUUCUUCGACGCAUCGUCGAUUGCUACAACGACGGCCACAUCCAGCCUAUCCGCCCUGUCACCGUCUUCAGCGCCGGAAAGGUCCGCGAGGCCUUCCGCUUCAUGCAGCAGGGGCUCCACAUGGGCAAGAUCGUCAUCAAGAUCCUGGAAUCCCCCGACGCAGACCCCGAGGAGGAGCUGGCGGCCGCCACGCGCAGGAGGGAGCUCUCCCUCGGCGGCGACGGCCCUGAUGACGCCUCGUACCUGCUCGUCGGCGGCCUCGGAGGGCUGGGCCAGGCCGUGUCCCGCUGGCUGGUCGGGCGCGGGGCGCGGCACCUCGUCUACCUUUCGCGCGGCGCCGGGUCCGGGGCCGGGGACGCUGCCUUCAUCGAGGAGCUGAACAGCAUGGGCGCGCGCGCGACGCUGGUACGGGGCGACGUGUGCGAGUGUGCCGACGUGCGGCGGGCCGUCGAGGCCGCGGGCGGACCCGCGCGCCUGCGCGGCGUCAUGCAGAUGUCCAUGGUCCUGCGCGACCGCGCCUGGGACAGCAUGACGCUCGACGAGUGGCGGGGAGCGGUCGCGCCCAAGGUCCAGGGCACGUGGAACCUGCACCUCGCGACGCUGGGCUGCGCCCGCCUUGACUUCUUCGUCCUCUUCUCCUCCAUCUCGGGAAUCGUCGGCCAGCCGGGCCAGGCCAACUACGCGGCCGCCAACGCGUUCCUCGACUCGUUUGCGCGCUGGCGCCUGUCCCGGGGCCUGCCGGCGUCCUCGGUCGACAUCGGCGCCAUCGACGACGUCGGCGUCGUCGCUGAGAACGAGGCCAUCCGCCGCGCCAUGAAGACGACGGGGGCGUACAUGGUCAGCGAGGCGGAGCUCCUCGAGGCCCUCGAGGCGUCGAUGCUGCUCAGGGAGGGGGGCGCCGCCACGGGGGCCAACUUUGUGCUGGGCCUGGCCUCGACGACGCCGCUGACCAGCCCGAACAACCGAUCUCUGUGGAGGAAGGACCGGCGCAUGGCGGCGUACCGCAACAUGGCGGCCGGCGAGGACGGCUCGGGGCCGGGUGGCUCCUCGUCGUCGAGCGAGGCGCUCAAGACCUGGCUGAAGGCGGCGCAGGGCGGCGGCGACGAGGGGCCGCUGAAGGAGGCGGGCGCCGUCGACUUCCUGGCGCGCGAGAUUGGCAAGAAGCUCUUCACGCUGGUGCUCCGGCCCGAGGACGAGAUCCAGACGUCUGUCGCCCUGUCAGAUCUCGGCAUGGACUCGCUGGUGGCCAUCGAGAUGCGCAGCUGGUGGCGCGCCACCUUUGGCUUCAACAUUAGCAUGCUGGAGCUGCUUGGGAUGGGGAACCUGGAGGCUCUUGGUGCUUUUGCGAUUAACGGAAUGCUGAAAGCAUUUGAAAAGUAGUGGUAGUCAUGGUGGUAGCAGUAGUUAUAUUUAGCACCGGGCAGCGAUUAGCCCCAUCCACGUUAUGCUGUAUUCUCAGUACCUCAGUGGUUCCUGCCCGAAGGAGAACCUGUCGAUGACCGUGAUUGACGGAC